GGGAGCGGGUGAGCUGGCUGAAGCCACGAGUCUCGAGGCUCCCCCAAGGGGGCAGCAGUAGCGGCGGCGGCGGCGCUCGCGACUUCCUCACUCUCCAGAGAAGGAUGCAUUAGGAGCCAUGGGCGUGGGUGCGAACGGAGAAGGCGCGCGGAGGGAAAGAGAAAACCGUACCGAAGCAUGCAGCGCCAGGAUAGGAACCCAGCGAGUAGAUGCACCUGCGCACGAAAGCGAGCGACUCGGGCGCCUGCGCCGCAGCCGCGGGAAGGCCCGCUAGGGCGGCGGGGAGGAUUUCAGAAGUCCGGCGGCGCGUUGGAGCCGCUGUAGGGCGGCGGGGGCGCGCGGGGCUGAAUGGAAGUGGUGGCUCUGGGGAAUAGUGGAAGCCGCGCGCGGGGUAGGAGGGGCGCGCGCCACGAGGGGGCGACGCGCGUGCGCGCCGAGCUGGGACGGGUCCCGAGAAGCUGUCACUGGCUCUGUUGCCGCCGCUGCCGCUUCAGACUUUCAGUCGCCGGCCACUGCGGCUAGGAAAAAGGGAGUCGCGCGGGGCGGGAUUCCGACAGGCAAACACGAGCCGGGACCCGGGGGGUGGGGGGGGGAGGGUAGCGCAGCCUCCUCGGGCCUAAGCUGCCCUAAAGAUCCCGCGUAGGGGAAGAGCGGGCCGGCCGGCCCUGGGGAAAACGAAGACAGUCGGGGAAGGAGGCGGCGGUCCAGGGCCCGGCCGCCACCCCGAUCAAGGAGGAGCAGGAGGAAGUGGGAGAGGAGGGGACCAUGUUACCAAGGAGCCGCCAGAAAAUAUCCACCACCGAACGUUUCGUCAAAGCUGUUCCUUUUCCUCCAACUCAGCGGCUCACAAUAAAAGAAAUAUUUGAAAAUGGGAAACCUAGACUUGAUAUCUUGAGAAACCACUUGAUAAGGGAAGGUCGACUAGAUGAAACAGCAGCCUUAAAGAUAAUCAGUGAUGGAGGUGACAUUCUGAAAGAUGAAAAGAAUAUGAUAGAAUUGGAAGCACCUAUCACAGUAUGUGGUGACAUUCAUGGGCAAUUCUUUGAUUUGAUGAAAUUAUUUGAAGUUGGAGGAUCACCUGCUAACACAAGCUACCUCUUCCUGGGAGACUAUGUGGACAGAGGCUAUUUCAGCAUAGAGUGUGUACUCUACUUAUGGAGUUUAAAGAUUCAAUAUCCUAAAACCUUUUUUCUGCUUCGAGGCAAUCAUGAAUGCAGACAUCUCACAGAAUACUUCACCUUCAGACAGGAAUGUCGAAUCAAAUAUUCUGAGAAGAUAUAUGAGGCAUGCAUGGAUACAUUUGAUUGUCUUCCUCUUGCUGCCCUCUUAAACCAGCAGUUUCUGUGUGUACAUGGAGGACUAUCUCCAGAAAUCAGCUCUCUAGAUGACAUUAAGAGAUUAGACAGGUUUAGGGAACCUCCAGCUUUUGGACCAAUGUGUGACCUGCUUUGGGCGGAUCCCUUGGAAGAUUAUGGAAGUGAGAAGACCACAGAGCAAUUUAGCCACAACAGUGUCCGAGGGUGCUCCUACUUUUUCAGUUAUUCUGCAGUUUGUGAAUUUUUGCAAAACAAUAGUUUGUUAUCAAUAAUCAGAGCCCAUGAAGCUCAGGAUGCCGGGUAUCGAAUGUAUAGGAAGACCCAGACAACAGGAUUUCCAUCACUCAUUACCAUUUUCUCUGCCCCAAAUUACCUAGAUGUCUAUAACAACAAAGCCGCUGUACUGAAAUAUGAAAACAAUAUCAUGAACAUCCGACAGUUUAACUGCUCUCCGCACCCCUAUUGGCUUCCAAACUUUAUGGAUGUUUUCUCAUGGUCUUUGCCCUUUGUUGGGGAGAAAGUCACAGAAAUGCUAGUUAGCAUUCUCAACAUAUGCUCUGAUGAUGAAUUGAUUUCAGAAGAUGAGGAAGUUCCAGAAGGAAACACAGUAAUUCGUAAGGAGAUCAUCAAAAAUAAAAUUAGGGCUAUUGGAAAGAUGGCACGAGUGUUUUCAGUUCUUCGAGAAGAGAGGGAAAGUGUGCUGACUCUCAAAGGGCUGACUCCUACAGGUACUCUGCCUCUGGGUGUCCUUUCAGGAGGAAAACAGACUAUUCAGACAGCCACAAUGGAACUAGUAGAGGCACAACAGCAAGCCCUCCGAGGGUUCCCAGCACCACACAGGAUCCGAAGCUUUGAAGAAGCUCGGGGCCUGGACCGGAUUAAUGAGCGCAUGCCCCCCCGGAGAGAUAAAUCAUAUCUCAUUGGGCCGAGGUUCUCCUGGAUGAUGAAUUACAUGCCUGUUGCCUGGAGAUUGCCUCCUUUUUCCUGCUUUUUAUUAUGUUAAUGAAAAUAGUGGGAAAAUGUUAUUUAUUGGCAGAAAUAUUUCACUUUCUUUUUUGUGAACAAGGAAUGAAUUUGUUAGAACUGUUUUAUUAUAAAUGGGAAGUCAUCAUAAAGGGGAGGGAAAAGACCAAAAAAAAAAUUCCCAUCCUUAAGAUUAAACAACUUCAUUGGUU
Messenger RNA from Monodelphis domestica (gray short-tailed opossum), 2491 nucleotides. RefSeq names its product protein phosphatase 3 catalytic subunit gamma (gene PPP3CC). Lineage: Eukaryota; Metazoa; Chordata; Mammalia; Didelphimorphia; Didelphidae. Gene Ontology annotation, biological process: calcineurin-mediated signaling. The record is from RefSeq and is a predicted model, not a curated record. Gene Ontology annotation, molecular function: calmodulin-dependent protein phosphatase activity.